Ornithodoros turicata is the source of this 498-nucleotide messenger RNA. RefSeq names its product zinc finger protein 738-like. The transcript has 2 exons. The record is from RefSeq and is a predicted model, not a curated record. Bases 1 to 498 code for a protein of 165 amino acids. Lineage: Eukaryota; Metazoa; Arthropoda; Arachnida; Ixodida; Argasidae. Gene Ontology annotation, cellular component: nucleus. Gene Ontology annotation, biological process: regulation of transcription by RNA polymerase II. Gene Ontology annotation, molecular function: DNA-binding transcription factor activity, RNA polymerase II-specific.
AUGGCCCAGGACAGGCCCCGCAGGGAACCCAGGUGGGACUUGGGAGAGAUUCCCGCAACUCUCACCUUUCCAGUUGACAGGGAUGCGUUCUGUAGUGUAUCCUUGCCCGGUCACUAUGUGCCCGGCGCCACGGAGGAGCGCGGAGCCAGUUGCGCCCUCUGCGGCAGCAUUUUCGCCUCCGCCGAGCACCUGAAGGAGCACUAUGCGGCCAAGCACAGGGGCAAGGAGAGGAGGUACCCGUGCCGUUUCUGCGUCUACUCCAGCCCCAGCCUGAGUCACGUGAGGUCGCACGAGACCACCCACACCGGAGACAGGCCGUUUGUGUGCCACGUGUGUUACAAAGGAUUUGCGUGGAAGCAGCACAUGGACAGGCACGUGAAAGUGAUCCACGGAGGCGAGAGGCACCACAAGUGCAUCACGUGCGGGUACACGUUUCGGGACAAGAGCCACCUGCGCAGGCACGAGAAGGUGCACUUGAGGCAAGGGGGUCCGUUGUAG